AUGACAUUCCGCUUAGCUAGAAGUCUUGUAGGCGCUGCCCGUCUGCGACCAGCGCUCUCUGCACAAAGUUUACCAGCGCUCAAUAUAUCACUCACAAGUCACAGGCCUUUUUCGGGUGUCCCUUCGGAAGAUCCGAAGAAGAAGGCUCAGUCGAUUCUGGAUACGUUGCCUGGAAAUUCGUUAAUCUCCAAGACAGCAAUUCUCUCGACAACUGCAGGUGUCGCAAUUUAUGCACUUAGUAAUGAGUACUACGUAGCUAAUGAAGAGACUGUUGUUGCAUUUUGCCUAUUGAGUAUCUGGACUGCUGUCUUCAAGUUCGGAGGACCCAUGUAUAAGGAAUGGGCAGAAAGUCAAAUUAACAAGAUCAAGAAUAUUCUCAACUCCGCUCGGGCUGACCAUACAGAAGCUGUCAAGAGCAGGAUUGAAAGUGUGAAGCAACUCGGGGGUGUUGUGGACAUUACUAAGACCCUCUUUGAAGUCUCAAAGGAAACUGCCAAACUUGAAGCUCAGGCAUUCGAACUUGAACAGAAAACUGCACUCGCUGCUGAAGCCAAGGCUGUACUUGAUUCAUGGAUAAGAUACGAGGGACAAGUAAAAUUACGAGAACAAAAAGAAUUAUCUGAGAAAGUAAUUGCAAAUGUUAAGAAAGAGCUCCAAAAUCCCAAAGUUCUCCAGCAGAUUUUGCAGCAAAGCGUUUUGGACGUCGAAAGAAUCGUACAGUCAAAGGCACAAUAG
Messenger RNA from Blumeria graminis f. sp. triticale, 735 nucleotides. The record is from the annotation of a GenBank genome assembly. NCBI's taxonomy places the organism in Eukaryota, Fungi, Ascomycota, Leotiomycetes, Helotiales, Erysiphaceae.